Messenger RNA from Symbiodinium pilosum, 657 nucleotides. NCBI's taxonomy places the organism in Eukaryota, Dinophyceae, Suessiales, Symbiodiniaceae. The record is from the annotation of a GenBank genome assembly.
AUGGACCCGGAGAUGCUGGGUCGCUUCUAUCGCUCAGGGAAGGAGUAUGAUCUCCAUGACAUCCCGGAGGGACGCGAAGUGUGGAUCGUAGGGGCUCUACACUCUGGACCAGACGAGCUGGUGCAAAUCCUGCAGUCGAAGCCCUCACGAAUCCACUUCUUCGAGCCAGUUCUGGAGUUCUUCCAACAGCUGCAGAUGAAAUGGCGUGGUCAUGCUUAUGCGAAUCUGCACAAUUACGGUCUUGGGCAUACACGAGAAGCCAGUGAGAUGUUCAUGGCUGGCGCCGGGAGCUCCCUCUUCCAUCCCAUGGAGUUCUCGGGGAGGCGUCUUUUCUUGGAUUCUGUGAGCGACCUGGAGACUGGGAGGCUCCGUGAGGUUCGAGCCCUUGUUCGCGUGGAAGCGGUGGAGUUGGUUUGGCGGGUGUUGUCUUCGGAAGACCUGGGCCUCCUGUACAUGAAUUGCGAAGGUUGUGAAUACGAAGUGGUCCCGCAGUUAGCAGCUGCAGGGCUCCUUGGGAAGAUUCAGGCAAUUUUGGUUGCAUCGCAUCUGGUGCUCAACGACGAGGAGGCUACGCAGCUGUGCGACAUGACUUCUGGUACGUGCUGGCAGGAGGCUGCUCUCACGGGGGCCCAGCGCUACUGCGAUGCUUUCGAGACA